Euleptes europaea (tarantolino) is the source of this 1650-nucleotide messenger RNA. Its product is annotated as zinc finger protein OZF-like. Gene Ontology annotation, cellular component: nucleus. The transcript is spliced from 6 exons. Lineage: Eukaryota; Metazoa; Chordata; Lepidosauria; Squamata; Sphaerodactylidae. Bases 1 to 1650 code for a protein of 549 amino acids. Gene Ontology annotation, biological process: regulation of DNA-templated transcription. The record is from RefSeq and is a predicted model, not a curated record.
AUGUCAACAUUGCAUCUGGCCGAAAACCUGGAUGUGACAUUAGUGGGCAGUGAAGAGACAGUGUUGAUCCAUUCUCUUUGCGGAGGUGUGGAAACAGCUGCUGCACCUCCAGUCCAGUCUCCACUUUCCUAUGAGGAGGUAGCUGUGUAUUUCACCCAGGCAGAGUGGGCCCUGCUGGAUCUGGACCAAAGAGCGCUCCAUAGGGAAGACAUGCUGGCAGCACAUAUGGAGGAGGCAGCUGGAGGAUUCCAGGGGUUCUCUUUGGGAAAAGCCAACAAUGAUGACUCCCAAGGGAACUUCAGGGAUGGAGAUGCACCACAGAGGCAGGAGGGAGGACACACAGACAAGAGGAUGGAUAAGCCCGUUCCAUCCCAAGCAGGGGAUGAUCAGUGGAAUGAGGGUGAUGAGGAAGUGCAUCAGCUACUGCCAGAUAAAGUGAAGAAUGAAGAUGUGAAAGGAAAUGAAUGCUCGGAGUGUGGAAAGAGAUUCAGUCGCAGUGGUACUCUUCAAGAGCAUCAAAGAACCCACACAGGGGAGAAACCUUUUGAAUGCUCGGAGUGCGGAAAGCGAUUCAGUCGCAGUGGCGAUCUUCAAGAGCAUCAAAAAACCCACACAGGAGAGAAACCGUUUGAAUGCUUGGAGUGUGGAAAGAGAUUCAGUCAAACUGGCCAUCUAAAAAGGCAUCUAAGAAAACACACAGGAGAGAAACCUUUUGAAUGCUCAGAGUGUGGAAAGAAAUUCAGUCUGACAGGCAGUCUUCGAGUGCAUUUCAAAACCCACACUGGGGAGAAACCUUUUGAAUGCUCAGAAUGUGGAAAGAAAUUUAGUCGCAGUGACAAACUUCAAACACAUUUCAGAAUCCACACAGGGGAGAAACCUUUUGAAUGCUCAGAGUGUGGAAAGAGAUUCAGUCAAAGUAGCCAUCUUCAAAUACAUCAAACAACCCACACAUGGGAGAAACCUUUUGAAUGCUCAGAGUGUGGAAAGAGAUUCAGUCGUAGAGGCGAUCUUCAAGAGCAUCAAAGAACCCACACAGGGGAGAAACCUUUCGAAUGCUUGGAGUGCGGAAAGAGAUUCAGUCGCAGUGGCACUCUUAAAGAGCAUCAAAGAGCCCACACAGGGGAGAAAGCUUUUGAAUGCUUGGAGUGUGGGAAGAGAUUCAGUCGCAGUGGCACUCUUCAACAGCAUCAAAGAAACCACACAGGGGAGAAACCUUUUGAAUGCUCGGAGUGUGGAAAGAGAUUCAAUCGCACUUUCGAUCUUCAAGAGCAUCAAAGAACCCACACUGGGGAGAAACCUUUUGAAUGCUCGGAGUGUGGAAAGAGAUUCAGUCUGAGUGGCAGUCUUCGAAUGCAUUUCAAAACCCACACUGGGGAGAAACCUUUUGAAUGCUCAGAGUGUGGAAAGAAAUUUAGUUUCAGUAGCAAUCUUCAAAGACAUGUCAGAACCCACACAGGGGAAAAACCUUUUGAAUGCUCAGAGUGUGGAAAGAGAUGCAGUCACAGUGGCGCACUUAAAGAUCAUCAAAGAACCCACACAGGAGAGAAACCAUUUGAGUGCUCAGAGUGUGGAAGGAGAUUCAGUCACAGUAGCCACCUUCAAAGGCAUCUAAGAACACACACAGGAGAGAAAAGUUUUGAAUGUUCAUAG